AGAGAGGCCAAUAUCAUCUUUGUCAUCAUCCUCUUCAGUCUGCAAAUCCACACCCUUCUUGUGAUCCCAUUAAAAUCCCUCUAAAAUCAGAGUCCCUUCUCUAAAAUCUUUGUUGGGUUCAACCCAAUUCUCUAUAUAAUCUCUGUUUCAGUUUCAUACAUAAUACUCAAUCUUUGAAGCAAUCUUUGAAAGCUCACCUCAUCCCUGUGCAAUCUUAGUGGUCAUCACAUUUGUGUCACAAAGAGGCAGUUAAAUACCCCCGUGUCACAAAGUCCAGUGCAUUUUGAAAAAAGUGUUCUCCUACUUUAGGUGGUGAAGUCUUUUUGGGAUUGAAUCUUGCCUUUGUUUCCAAUCAAAAGAUGGGCCUCUCACCGUAUUCGACUCCAUCCGACGGAGGAGUGCUAUGCAUUAUUCUAGUAAACACCGCCAUAUCCUUCUCCGUCGUCAAAGACAUACUCUUUUUCAUCCUCCACGCCAUGGGCAUCCGGAUCGCAGCAUUUGAAGAAUAUUCCGUCGAAAACCCUUCAGAUGUCUGUGAAUGCCGCGGAAGCCCCUCAGAGACCUACAUGGAAGAGUUCCGUAGGCAGACCCCUGCAGUUCGGUUCGAGUCCGUGUGCGAAGGCCUACUACUACCCGAACAAGAGUGCUCGGUUUGCCUGACAGAUUUUGAGCCCGAUGCAGAGAUAAAUCACCUUCCUUGUGGCCAUGUCUUCCAUAAAAUGUGCUUGGAAAAGUGGUUGAAGUACCGGAACGUAACGUGCCCACUUUGCAGGACUCGGAUGUUGCCCCAGGAAGAGGAGGAGGAAGAAGAAGAUACAGCUCCAAUGUGAGUAGUUCAGAAAUGAAUGAAUGCUCUUUGAGGAAGUUAAAAGUUAGUGUAUAGUGUAGUAGUAGUGUACAAAGAGUUUUACAUGAAUGCAUACAUUAGCUGGCUAGGAUUUGGACCAGUGUUUAUGAGCCAGUAUUGUGUGUGAUUGCUAUAGUGACUUCUGCCUCAGUGACCAAAAUUUGUUGUACAUAUUUUGUGAGGUUUAUGAUGUUCUAUGCAUCUUGAGCUUAGGCUUUAUGAAAAGAAUUCUCUUUGUUAAGUGCAUUUAAGCUGUGUUUGGUUCUUGAUUUUGUGGUUGUAUAAGAAAUAGAAAUGAAAAAAGAUUGGAAAAGAAAUAAAAUAUAGAGUUUUGUUUUU
Molecule: messenger RNA, 1186 nt
Organism: Camellia sinensis
Lineage: Eukaryota; Viridiplantae; Streptophyta; Magnoliopsida; Ericales; Theaceae
Source: RefSeq, a predicted model, not a curated record